This is a messenger RNA of Dibothriocephalus latus, 735 nucleotides long. Lineage: Eukaryota; Metazoa; Platyhelminthes; Cestoda; Diphyllobothriidea; Diphyllobothriidae. The record is from the annotation of a GenBank genome assembly.
AUGAUUUACGACACGAAACACUUCGAGAUAAAACGGCUUCACGAAGGAUUCCAGUUGCCACCAGCUGCACUUGCCACCUACAUUAAGAGUCUGAAAGAAAGCAAGUUGAAAAACUCGCGUCUGGAGGGCAUUUAUACGAACGCCGAAGCUGGACUGCCGGCCGAUGAACUCAUAGUCGUGGACAUUCGUCUGGUGCGGGAGCGCGUCGACCGUUGGCAAGAAGAGCUCACAAAGUCGGCCUUUAAUCUGAUGGCAGACAUUGGCGGCACCUUGGGCCUCUGUGCUGGUAUCAGCUUUCUCAGCAGCUUCUUUCUCCUCCUCUUCUUCGGCAACGCCUUCUACCACGCCCUACUGAGCCUAGUCUAUUGGUUCUGGUGGAGUGUGUUCCAGGGCGGACCACCUGCAACCCCGCUUCCGGAUAAGUCGUUGACGGGAGGCGAUGCCGCCUCCCGGACGUUACCCAAGAGCACCUUGGAGGGGGACGUAAGCUGGGGCAGACGCAGAACAGCCAGUCGAAUCCUGAAGCGGAAAACUGGCUCGGAUUUCACAAACUUUGGUCCGGGCGGUUGGAUGUCGAGCUCCAGAGGCUUUGAAACGGGGGUGAGCAUGCACGAAGAGCCUGCCAGAAGGGGUUCAGGCGACCCGGAGGUAGUGAGUCAGUGGAGCAUCUUAAUUUGGUACUCUCAAAUUACUAUUAUUGUUAUGGACACCCCCACGCCCACAUAUAACAAAUGA